AUGAAGUUUCAUAAGGAGUAUCUGGAUUUGAUUUUGGUCCCUUGUGGAUUGCUAAUCAUGUUUGCUUAUCACCUCAUUUUGCUUCACAGAUACAUCAUUCGACCUCACACCACAGCCAUGGGAUUUGAAAACAAUGACAAAAGAGCAUGGGUUGACAGAAUUAUGCAGGCUGAAAAAAGGGAUGUUAGCACAGCUUUAUCUGUUAUUCAAUCCAACACAUCAGCUGCAACAUUCUUGGCCUCUGUUUCUUUGACUCUUUCUUCUCUAAUUGGAGCUUGGAUUGCCAAUAAUUCCAAUAUUUUCUUCCAGAGUCAAUUAAUCUAUGGUGACACAAAAGCAGCCACAAUUUCCGUCAAGUACAUUUGCUUACUAACAUGCUUCCUCCUUGCUUUCUCAUGUUUUAUUCAAUCAGCAAGACACUUUGUUCAUGCAAACUAUUUGGUAAGCAUACCAGAUAGUUUUGUUCCAAUUAGUAGUGUCGAAUUAGCAGUCAUAAGAGGUGGUGAUUUUUGGUCACUCGGUCUUCGAGCUCUCUAUUUCGCACUAAACUUGCUUCUUUGGUUUUUCGGUCCAAUACCUAUGUUUAUUUGCUCAUUGGUUAUGGUUAUGGUUCUUCAUUAUCUUGACUCCAACUCAAGGCCACUGCAUCUGCAUCCUCCUAGGUCUCAGGGUGGCAAGUUUCAGACGACAAAGAGCAAUGGAAUCAACAAUGUUUGA
Molecule: messenger RNA, 717 nt
Organism: Lathyrus sativus (Indian pea)
Lineage: Eukaryota; Viridiplantae; Streptophyta; Magnoliopsida; Fabales; Fabaceae
Source: the annotation of a GenBank genome assembly